GCAGACCCUACUAAUCGCUGUUGACUUGCGUUCGAUUUCGGAUUUCCUGGACGGAUGCGCUCGCGGAAAACAUCACUUCCACCACGAUCACCCUCACUAUCUAUCCGUUAAGAAGCCUGCAGUUAACACAACUUUAAACAGCCAAGUGAUCUCGCCGGGGAAACGAGUAAAUUGGAGUUAUUUGUGUGUUCUUCCUGUAUACGUGUUGGUGUUGAAUAUGUCUGCGGCCGCUGGCGCUGCUCUGUCUCCCGGUUCGGCCCUCUCCGCCGGUCCUGCUGCGAGUCCCGGCUACGGCAUGUCCAUGUUCCGAUGGCUGGAAGUGCUGGAGAAAGAGUUUGAUAAGGCGUUUGUGGAUGUGGAUCUGUUGCUGGGAGAAAUCGACCCGGAUCAGGCUGACAUCACGUACGAGGGCCGUCAAAAGAUGACCAGUCUCAGUUCAUGUUUUGCUCAGCUGUGUCAUAAAGCCCAAACCAUCUUUCAGCUGAACCACAAACUAGAGGCUCAGCUGGUAGACCUGCGGUCAGAGCUGACGGAUGUUCAGGCAGAGAAGGCCGUGGUGGAGAAGGAGGUUCAUGAACAGCUUCUGCAACUCCACGCCAUGCAGCUUAAACUCCAAGCCAAAGCUGGCCAGAUGGUGGACUCUGACUCCAUCAAGGACAGGAUGCCUGUUCCCUCAGUGGAGGAGAUGGAGAAGGAACUGGAGGCCAGUAAGAAAGAAAAGGUGAAGGAGGUCAAGUUGGAGGCAGAGGUCAAGAUGCUCAAGAAAGAAAACGAGGCCCUCCGCAGACAUAUUGCAGUACUACAGGCAGAAGUGUAUGGAGCCAGACUGGCAGCCAAGUACCUGGACAAGGAGCUGGCUGGAAGAGUGCAGCAGAUCCAGUUGCUGGGGAGAGACAUGAAAGGACCAGCUCAUGACAAACUGUGGAACCAACUUGAAGCUGAGAUUCACCUGCACCGCCAUAAAACAGUCAUCCGAGCCUGCAGGGGGCGCAAUGAUCCCAAGAAGCCCUUGCCAUCCCCAGUAGGGCAUGACACAGAUUCUUUGAAAAAGACUCAGGGAGUCGGCCCUAUACGCAAAGUGGUUCUGACCAAAGAAGACCAUGAGGGACUUGGCAUCUCCAUCACUGGAGGUAAAGAGCACGGAGUUCCCAUCCUCAUCUCCGAGAUCCAUCCCACCCAGCCUGCAGAGCGCUGCCGAGGCCUGCAUGUGGGAGACGCCAUCUUAGCCGUCAACAACAUCAACCUGAGAGAUGCAAAGCACAAAGAGGCUGUCACCAUUCUCUCACAGCAGAGGGGGGAAAUCGAGUUCGAAGUGGUUUAUGUGGCUCCAGAGGUGGAUUCUGAUGAUGAGAAUGUGGAAUAUGAGGACGAUAAUGGCCAUCGUUAUCGCCUGUACCUGGACGAACUAGAGGAGGGAUCAGAAGCCAAUCACAACAAUGGCACUGCUGACCCCGCCUCCCUACUAGCUGUGGGGAAGCACUUAGCAAGUAACAAAACAGAGAACGGAGAUGCAGCCUUGUCCAGUGAGAGCCCUUCGGGGGACAAGACUUCCAAGACAGCAGAGUCUAUAGAGAGUUCCUCUUAGACCUCCAGAUAAAAGAAAAAGAUCCUUGGAGAUGGGAGAAGAGCAUCAGACGUGAAGAUGGAGAGCAGAAAGAGAUUAAAACUGCACAUGUAAAAUAUGUGACAUAUGAAAUUCUUCUUGUUUUAUGCCGCAUGAGGAACAGACUGCGUUGACGUCCACUGGAGAUGGACUGAACCACUGAGAAACACUGAGAGGACAUAUUGUUACUCAGCGGCUACAAAGGAUUGUCUGCAGAUUCACUUCAUAUCAGUUUAGUUGCAAAGAAACACUUGAGAGAGAAAAAUGCAGAGCUAAGUAAGAUGAGAAAUGUGAUGGGUUUAAAAAGAAUUGUAUGGUACAAGCGUUUUGAUUCUCGAUUCCUCUUUUGUGUAAUCUUUCUGUGCAUUUAAAGGGAUAGUUCACCCCAAAAUGAAAAUACUGUGAUAAAUACUUACUCUCUUGUUGUUUCAAAACAUGUAUGACUCAAAGGAGUUUGGAACAAUAUGAUGGGCAGUAAAUGACAGAAUUUAAAUUCUGUAACGGCCCUCUGUAGGUCAGCUGAAUUUAAAAUAAAAUGUAGGUUUCCUGCUUAAAUGAUUGAUAUUUCUCUUGUACUUCUAAAGUAGAUGGAUGUAGCAAUGAGUAACUGUUUACUCAAUAUGUAUAAAACAUCACUAGUUUUUAACCUCUCAGUUUUAGCCUAAUGUGAGUCUAAUCUAUGAUGUUAACGCUGCUGACCCAUCCUCUAAAGCAUAGGUAAACAGGAUGAUGCUACUUCCUGUUUCGCAGAGGGGUCAGUCAUAAGGUCCUCAUCCUUCUAUUUCUCUGCAUUUGUCACUUCAUUAAUCCAAGAACCAAAAUCGGCAGUUUUCCAGGUGCCAUAAAGUUGAUUGAAGAGAUGAAUAUUCUAGAGUGACUUUUUAAGAGUUAAAGGGAAAGUUCACCCAAAAAUGAAAAUUUUCUCAUUUACUCACCCUCAUGCCAUCCCAGAUUUGUACGACUUUCUCUCUACUGCAGGACACAAUUUUUUUUUUUUUUUUUUAUAAGAAUAUCUCAGCUCUGUAGGUCCUCACGAUGGGGUCCAAAACUUUGAAGCUGCGAAAAGCAAUCAGAGUAAUCCAUAAAACUCCAGUGGUUUAAUCCAUGUCUUCUGAAGUGACUUUGGGUGAGAACAGUCAGGAAUGUAUCUCAAUUUUCACUAUUAAUCUUGACAGCAGUCUCUUUUGCAUUUUUGGGUGAACUGUUCCUUUAAGAGUGAAUCUCAAGCAGAAUUGUCCAGGUCAUAUCACACUCCAAAAUAAAAAGAAAUAAAUAAGAAAUUAUAUUUUGCAUAGUGAAAAAGGAAGCCUGUUUUAGAAAAAUCAUCCUGUCCAGACACAAUUAUUUCUUUUACAUCAGUAUAAAUUAAAUCCAGUACAAAAAAUACAACCAUGAUGUAUGAAUACACAUGUACUAUACUGUGUAAAAUAGAUUUUUAUGUAUUUGUUUUUUAUUUUUUUUGCAUUAAAUUAGGCAGCUGACAAUUGAUGAAAUGCACGCUUAAAGGAAUGUUAUGGAUUCAAUACAAGUUAAGCUCAAUUGACAGCAUUUGUAGCAUAAUGUUGAUUACCACUAAAACAUAUUUUCAACUCAUCUCUUGUUUAUUAAAAAUAAAAAGCAAAAUCGCUGUGACAGUUAGGCACCUACAAUGGAAGUGAAUGGUGGCAGGCCAUAAACAUUAAAACAUACACUGUUUCAAAAGGACAGCCACAAGAUGUAGGCCAUUAUACGUGUUGACAUGAUUUUAGAGUGAUAAAAUGGCAUAAUAACCUUAUCAGUGUAAAGUUAUUUCCAAUAUACCAACUAUAAUUGUUGCCAUGUCAAGGCAAAGCCGUAAACCCUGUAAAUGAUUUUAUCACACUAAAAUCACUUAAAUAGGUAUAAUGUUUACAUAUUAUGGCUAUACUUUUGAAGUGGUGUAUAUUUGAAUGUUUAUGGACUGGCUCCAUUCACUUCCAUUGUAAGUGCCUUACAGUAACAACGAUUUUUGCUGCUGCUUUUUUUAAUCAGACAGGGAUGAGUCAAAUAUUCUUUGUGGUAAUCAACAUCAUGCCACAAAUGCUGUUGAUUUAGCUUAACUUGUAGUGAAGCCGGAACAUUCCUUUAAUUGUCAUAAAACAAUGUCACAAUGCAAAAAAUCUUAAUGGUUACAAAAUUAGGCUUUAAUAUUCAAAAUAUAAUUUCCUGUUUUUUCUUUUUUUUAUUUUGAGGUGAAAUAUGACAAAUAUUUCUUCACUGUUUUCAUGACAUUUACCAUUACAUAUCUACAGAGGAGUAUUUUGAACUUCUUUGCCAUAGACUGUAGACCUGAUAGUGCCAUAGAACCUACUGUAUUAUCUGUGUUUGAAAGAGAUUACGGAUAUUGGUUAGGGGUAAGUGUACAUGUAUUGUUAGAUGGCAGUGUGGCUUAGUUUAUUUAAAUGUAUUUAAUCAAGCCAAUUUACUCUAUAUUUCAUGAAGAAAAACUAUAAAAGGGUACAAACGUUUUGAUAUGAGCUUUAGAGGAUUUGAAACAACAAUCUUCCUAUUUGGCUAUCUUGGCUCUGGUGCCUAAAAUCUGUGAAUUGUAAUUACUGUAUAGCUCGCUAAAAGAGAAUUCCAUAAUCAUCAGUGUUGUUCUCUACCAUUGAGUUAUUUAACAUCACUUCAUUCCCAUACUGUGGAAUAUCUAUUUCUCAAUAGCAUCUUUGACUGCAUCUCAAGACCUUCUCUGUUGUCCAAAAGGUGUUUAUUAUAAGACAACAGACCAAAUGCACAAAUCUGACUGUCUGUACACUGAUUACUAUAUAUGUGGGCUGUAUAGCAACAUAAACCUUCCCUAAACAUGCUAAAGUGUAGCCUUAGUGCUAUAUAUAAUAUAAAGUUAUUUACAAUCACACUGUUUGUCUGUUAUUUAUCACCUCACUGUUGUUUACAUAUGUGUUUUAGAUGUUAGGCAGAUGAGGGCAGUCAGGACAAUCAGCUCAUUUGGCCAUACGGUCUUUCUCUUAUCAGUAUGUGGGCUGGUUCAGUGGGCUGUUGUUGUUAAUUUUAUUUCCUUGUUACUGAUAAGUUCAUCUGGGUGGUUAUUAGUCAGGUGUGAUGUGUGCCUGCAGGGCACCAGUUGCUUCCCACACUGCCAAUGCAUGGCACAGCACAAAUGCAACUUGGAUCUGGAUGUCAAAGAUUUCCCACUUUUUGCCUAUUUUCCCAAAAUGUUUCUCGAUUGUGAUAAAAAAACAAAAAAAACAACAAUAUUUUUAAAAUACUUAUUUUUUUAAAGUGUCAUAAGAAAUGUGUUUCUGAAACAUAUUUGGAAAUGUUCCAAAUGUUGUUAAUGUAUGACAUGAAAUGUUUCAAUAAACGUAAAUUUACUUGCCCAGA
Molecule: messenger RNA, 4966 nt
Organism: Myxocyprinus asiaticus (Chinese sucker)
Lineage: Eukaryota; Metazoa; Chordata; Actinopteri; Cypriniformes; Catostomidae
Product: Golgi-associated PDZ and coiled-coil motif-containing protein-like
Exons: 9
Coding region: 218-1585 (455 amino acids)
Biological process (GO): negative regulation of protein localization to cell surface
Cellular component (GO): Golgi apparatus; trans-Golgi network transport vesicle; membrane
Molecular function (GO): transmembrane transporter binding
Source: RefSeq, a predicted model, not a curated record